This is a messenger RNA of Loa loa (African eye worm), 1318 nucleotides long. RefSeq lists its product as hypothetical. Gene Ontology annotation, molecular function: guanyl-nucleotide exchange factor activity. The transcript is spliced from 9 exons. Bases 113 to 1078 code for a protein of 321 amino acids. NCBI's taxonomy places the organism in Eukaryota, Metazoa, Nematoda, Chromadorea, Rhabditida, Onchocercidae. The record is from RefSeq and is a predicted model, not a curated record. Gene Ontology annotation, cellular component: Golgi to plasma membrane transport vesicle. Gene Ontology annotation, biological process: exocytosis.
UUUAAGGAUUUGAAUCGAUGGAAAAAAAUUGCAGGAUCUCAUGACCUAGAAAAUUCACUAAUUCUCUCCACCUUGGAUAAUCACAUCUGUUUACCCGGGUGGGAUCAGUGUGAUGCAACCAUCGGGAAAUAUCGAUGCACUUGUCACUUGUGUUCAGCUAGUUCCAUCCGAAUCGACUAAUAUCUCUUCACAUGGAAGUAUAUCAUCCUCGACAAGUGAGGGAUUGACAGGAAAAUAUGAACAAGGUGCUGAUCGAAUCAUUCGACUUGAGCAGGAACUGAAUGCUGCCAGACAUUCGAUUGCUGAAAAGGAAGCCAAAUGUACACGAUUAAGUGAGCUUCAGAAUCAUGUAGAUUCUGAAGUACAGGAGCUAACUGAGAAACUGUUCCAGGAAGCCUACCGAAUGGUCAAUGAUGCUGAAAGUCGUCGAGCUAAGGCUGAGAAAUUACUUGUUGAAAGUCACUUGAAAGUUGAUAUGUUAGUGGCCGAAGUUGAAGCUUUAAAAGUUAUCGUGAAGUCGCCAAUAUCCUCCUACUCGUCUCAAAUGGCGCAUUUGACUGCCAUGACACCUCAGCCGACUGGCUUGGCGUCACGUUUUCUCGGCGGCACACGGCGAAAGGAACGGCAUAGUUCUGCAAAUAGCCGUAAAAGUUACACUUUGCCAUCAUCAGGAUGGAAUUCAACACCACCAAUACAAAGCGAAGAACAUGAAUCGGUGUCUGAGAUCGACCCUAUUUAUCAUAAAGAAUUCACGCAGUGGAGAGAACGAGGUGCUUCGAUAUAUGACAGUACACCUUUCCUAUCACGUAUCAUUGCAGAAGACGUUUAUCCUUGUCUUAACUUUGGUAGCACUAAGCUAACAGAACAAGUUCUGGAUGCGAUCAAGGCAAAUACUUUGGAACUUGAAGCUAUUUUGGAAGCAAAACCCGCUGUUAGGACUUGUGCGUUAUCUAUGGUUCCACGUUUCUGUCGCUAUAAAAUGAGAGUUAGCGGAGAUACCGAAUGGUGCUAUAUUUCAUUGUUGACACGUAAUCGGAUAGCUGCAGUCUGUGAUUUUUUACCUACAUUCGUUAUGUAAACCAAGGAAUUGUCAAAUGUGGCGUGCACGAUUCGUAUUGGGAUAUUAUAACAUUACGCAAAAAUAUGACACUGGCAAGACUUGGUCUGAAUUUCAUCCCGAAAAUUGGAGGUUCACAAGCUGGAACUUUAUGAUUGCGAAGAGAAUGAGUGGAUUACCCAGGAAUACUUUGCACAUUUUAUUAUAACUUAUUUUCACAAAUUAUUUGCUUAGUUUCUAAAGUUUUAUAAAGAAUUUUCU